Molecule: messenger RNA, 816 nt
Organism: Blepharisma stoltei
Lineage: Eukaryota; Ciliophora; Heterotrichea; Heterotrichida; Blepharismidae
Source: the annotation of a GenBank genome assembly
AUGGCUCUAAAAAGGCUCAGUCUUCUUGCUAAUCAUCUGAAUACGGAACCAAAGCUAGCGACUUAUCAAACAACUGCAGACAAAAUUGCGAUUAUCACAAUUACUCGUCCAUCAAAACUAAACGCUUUUAGCACUGCCGUCUGAAAUGACCUAAAUCCUCUAUUCCGACAAGCAGAAGAUGACCCAAAUGUCCAUGUAGUAAUUUUGACAGGGGUCGGAAAAUCUUUUGCAGCAGGUGCUGAUGUUUCUGAAUUUCAAAAUAAAUCAACAUCUUCAGUUAUCAUUACAAACCCAAUAGAAAAUUGGUUCACUGUUUUGCCUAGAAUGAAAAAGCCUGUAAUUGCUGCUGUAAAUGGACUUGCACUAGGAGGUGGCUGCGAAGUGGCAAUGAUGUGUGAUAUUAUUAUUGCUAGUAAAACUGCAAAAUUUGGGCAGCCUGAAAUUAAGCUUGGGCUAAUACCUGGAGCAGGGGGAACGCAAAGGCUUACGAGAGUUGUGGGAAAGUAUAAAGCUAUGGAAUUGAUAUUAACUGGAGAUAUGAUUUCUGCUGAUGAAGCUAAAGAAAUGGGGCUUGUUAAUAAGGUUGUAGAAAAUGCUCUAGAAGAAGCUAUUGUAAUUGCAAAGAAAAUAGCAAGCUAUUCUGUCCCAGUUGUAGGAAUUGCUAAAAAGUCGAUUAAUUUUGCAUUAGAAGUAGGAUUGUCAGCUGGACUUUCGCAUGAGCUGGCACUGUUUAACUCAGGGUUUUCAUUGCAAGAUAAAGAAGAAGGAAUAUCUGCACUUUUGAAUAAAAGAAAGCCUAAUUUUACUAAUAAAUAA